Molecule: messenger RNA, 6390 nt
Organism: Ectocarpus sp. CCAP 1310/34
Lineage: Eukaryota; Phaeophyceae; Ectocarpales; Ectocarpaceae
Source: the annotation of a GenBank genome assembly
UCUGUCUGUCGUGCGUUUGUCCUGCGGAUCUAAUACAAGCAAUCAACGAGACGUUCUAGUCACUGGACACAAAUACGGGCAUACCCGGCAAUCACUCCGGCUCUAGGGGUGGUCAACACUCUAGAGUUUCUUUCUAUCUCCAUCGUCCUUGCAAGGAAACGAAAGAGCCCGUGCCAGCAACAUGUCGGGAGGAGUCUCGCAGGAGGAGCUCGCUGCUAAAGGGACAAUGCCAGAUGCCAUGGAGACGCUCGACGCCGUCUACAAGCCCGAAACGCAGGGAGAAGCACAACAGCUUUUUCACCGGUUUGAGCGGUACCAGGUCGACGUGAUGGUAGAUCCGAACGUGGCACUGCGUGAGUUGGAGAACAUCCGCGACAUGAUCCAGGAAUGCGGGGGCGCCGCCCUCGAUGACCGGUUCGUGUUCACACGCUUCGUGAAUGCCCUUCCCCAAGAGUACGAGGUCGCAAAAGAGAACCUCUCAUCCGCUGAGAAGCUGACGAGGGGGGACCUCAUGCGCGUGACGGGGACUCGCUACAACACGCUCUGCAGCCAGCGGGAGGCGGAGAAGAGCCACACGAGGGCAGCGGAACAGGCUUUCUUCACAGCCGACGGCGCCGGGAAGGACGAAAGUCGCAACCGCGCCCGCCGCAAGGGGAACAGCAACGGCAAAGGCAACGGCAACAAGAGCGGUGGGGGCGGGGCGGAGAAACGGGCAUGCGUCCGGUGCUUCCGAUGCGGAAAGAGAGGGCAUCGGAUCGCGGAAUGCCCAACAAAGGAAAGGGACAUUAUCCGUUGCGAGGUUUGCAAGGGAUUUGGCCACAAAAAGGACCGUUGCCCAGUGGAAGAAGAGAAAGCGGUAAUAGCGGUCGAAAUGUCGCAGGAUGAGCUAGACGUUGCGUGCGAAGCCGUGUGUGCUCUCCAGAUGUAGGGGAGGGUACCAACACGCACCCCCAGAUGUGGGGGGGGUAGCGCAUAUAUCUCACAGGUUUUCUCCCCAGAAAAAAGAGAGGAGGGCAUCAGUAUACGCCCUCCAGAUGAAGGGGAGGGACGUACAGCAGUGGUUACACAACAGCGCGCCUCCAGAUGUAGGGGGGGCAGCGCCAGCCGACGCACCCCAGACGUGGGGGGCAGUAGUUCCUUACCCGUGCACCUCCAUAUGUAGAGAGGGCAGCACGAGUCAACGCUCUCCAGAUGCAGGGGAGGGCAGCAGUUCUUCACCGGCGCGUCCCCAGAUGUAGGGGGGACGACGCGGGUCCACGCUCUCCAGAUGUAGGGGAGGGCAACUUUUCUUCGCCGGCGCGCCUCCAGAUGUAGGGGGGGCAACGCCGGUUAAUGCUCUCCAGAUGUAGGGGAGGGCGGCAUUUCUUCACCGUGCGCGCCUCCAGAUGUAGGGGGGGCAGCGUUGGGCUUUUCGGUUGGGCGGUUCUCCAGAUGAAGGGGGGAGCUGCACAGUCAUCACAGAUCUCCGCCAACGCGCUUCCAGAUGUAGGGGGGGCAGCGUGGGCAUUUGUCGUUGUAGUCGGCGCGCUUACCAGGGUGGCGAGCAGCAGCAGGGGUUGUUGCGGGUGGGUGGGAGGAGCCGGAGUCCACUUGGCAAUGAAGAGAAGACCCCCGCUGCGACCGACAAAUCCGGUUGGUACCUGUAGCAGAGAAUACUGGUAGCAAUUUGACUUUUCUUGUCGCUGUGUUUGGCCUUCGUUUGAACCAGGGAGGGUGUUCGUGUGUGUGCAUAUAUAGGAAGGAUCUGAGGAACGGUUCUGUGUUCCGUACAUGAAGGGACCCACUGUGGUACCUGUUGUAGUAGACUUGGAUGAGUCUGCGGUGCCCCCAUGCUGCGUCAGCCUGUGUGGGGCUCUCCCUUUCUCCUCUGUCUGUCGUGUGUUUGUCCUGCGGAUCUAAUACAAGCAAUCAACGAGACUUUCUAGUCACUGGACACAAAUACGGGCAUACCCGGCAAUCACUCCGGCUCUUGGAGUGGUCAACAGUUGACGGAUGACCCACACAUAGAGUUCGCUUGCAUGUCUGCUACCCAUAUUCAAAAGCCUGUUGCGCAACGUUAUUCAGGAGCGUGGACUGUGUGCGUGAUAAAGAAUUAGAAGCUGUGUACCUCGCUGUCAUCUACGGUACAGCAGUUAUACAGUGUGAUGGGUGCAUGUUACGUGGGACAGCAGCUGCUUGGGACACCAUCAUCAGUGCAUUGAUAUGCCUGGACUCUCUGCAUGUCGACGAGUGACCAUUACCUGUAGUGGCACACACAUAAAAGGUCGCAAUACCCGUCUGUUGCACAGCAGAGGGAAGAUAAGAGGUUGUGUGUAUCAUACGCAGUCUCGUGAAUCACGUAUCUUGUGUGCCUCGACGCUGUGUUGUUGUUGUGCAUGUCACACGCUACAUACAUGUAGCAUUAUGCCCCGUGACCUGCAAUGACACACCGGCAGAAGGGCACAUGUUCGGUGUGCAGCAGUGGGUAGCUGUGCGGAUCGCGCCGUUUUUACGUCAACAGACCUCGGGUUUCGUACUAUAAAUAUUACGUAUGACGUCUUAAAAAAAUUCUAAGAAACACUGAAAAAUUGUCGAGAAAAAAUCUUUCUAGUAUUUUUUUUUUUUUUUCUUAAUAUGACACAACGAGUCCAUCUCUAUCAUAGAAAAGAGUCAGAGACAGAUUAACAAUGGAAUCAUAGCGUCAGAGAAAACUACCUGUGUGUCUACGAAUUCCCAGACAGCAUUAGGGACAUCUCCCCUGUGGGUAACAGGCUCAACAAAUCAGUUUGGUAGCUGUCUUGUGUGUCUCAUAUAUGUUAUGUUGGGAAGGUGCAGACGAAAGGUGUUGGGUACUGUUGGGUAGUCGGGCGUUUUGUGUGUCGCACCCUAUUAGUUCUAACACAUGCAAUCUCCAUCAGUUUACAAACAUAUUCUCAGUUUGGUAUGCAUAUGUGCGGAGUAUGUGCGGCUGAUGUGCCAUCUCUAUCAUAGAAAAGAGUCAGAGACAGAUUAACAAUGGAAUCAUAGGGUCAGAGAAAACUACCUGUAUGUCUACGAUUUCCUAGACAGCAUAUAGGGACAACUCUCGGGUGACAGGCUCAAAAGAUCAGUUUGGUAGCUGUCUUGUGUGUCUCAUAUAUGUUAUGUUGUGGAAUUUCAUGUCGUUAAAUGUGAGAAGGGCACGGAAGAACAUUUCUCAUCAUUGCCUCCUGAUGAUGUGGUCGCCGAUAGACGCGUGUGGUUGAUGAGGUUUCAUAACCGACAUGUGGGUGUGUGUUAAAUGCAGUGGGUGUGUUCACCUCUCUCGUCCGUGUGUAGGUAGGAGGUAUGGCUACCUCUCCCAUUUGUAGGCAGCGUGGACCAUACUUGUAAAUAUAGUCUAGACAGAGUUCAUCAUUUCAUGCAUGUUACAUCAUUUGUGUUUGACAAGGGAGGAAUGAGAGGUUGUGCGUAUGGGUACGGGGGUACUCCCUGUGUCCGUGUUGUUCCCAGAUGUUGCCGCAUCAAGUGGCAGCAUGUGUCAUGGACAGGUAGACGUGGAAGGACGGCGACAGGUGACGGCAGCAGUAGUAUGUUGUGCAUGGCGGCAUGUUGGGCUUGUGCAGAGGUGCAGUCCAUCUUCGACCACACACAAAAAAGUUUGCUCGUACCUGUGGGGAUUUUUUUCUUUCUAGUAUUGUAUUCUAGACUAGUCCGUUCGACGAUGACAUUCCUACGAACUGUAUUACUUGACUGUAGACAGGAACUAGGUUGGUAUUGCUUGGGUGCUACGUUGGUGUUGACGUGGGUAGGUGCAAGGUUGUGUAGGCAUAGGUCCCUCUUAGGUGGUUGCGUCGAAAAAGAAAGGUGUGGGUGCACGGCUCAUGUGCGUUCCCAGGGUACAUCGAAUAUCUUCGACAGAAACAUGUUUCAUGGUACAGCAUGCGCCUGGCGCCUAACUCGUAUAUCGCUGCAAUGAGCGCCUCUGGUGAUGCCUUGUGCAUGCCGGAUGCCUAAGCACGCUGUACGAGUGAGCCGUGUCCUUUUUUUAGGAGUCGGCAAUUGCGAUGUUGCAGAGGUGCCGUCAGGCCACCACGAGAGCACGUUGGGAAUGCCACGAAAAAUGACAGCUUGCUGCUUUUUCCCGGGCCGACGACUAUUCCAAAGCAAAUAACCAACCUCGCAAGAUAUUGAUUUGGAGAGGGCAUCAAGAGAACACCGGCCACCUGACCUGCUGUACGUAUGUGUGUUGCCUGAAGUUCAGCAGCAGAAGAGGCGCCAGGCAGGCAUCGCUGAUCGCUGACUCGCUCGCCACUUUUCUUUGCACCGUCGUCUGUGUCACCCAGAUGAUUCACCAGCCGGCAGGCACUGGCUUCGUUACUGUCGUGGUGUGGCUGCAGCCGUAUGGCCCUUCGGUCGACAAUUUUGCACCACCCUCUCGCACAUCUCUCGCGCGUGGCGGCUUCACAUGGCGGAGGCGGCGCAGGCGACAAACGUAUCAAAAGAGAGCGUGGCCUGCACUGAUCUACAACUCCCUGGCAUGGUGCUCCUCUGGCAUUCCGCGUGGAAGCGGUGCACCCCGGCGAAGCUCAAGGGUGUUUUUUCGGGGUCAAAUGGUGCACCGUGCAGAGGAGCGACACUUGGUCGGGGUCUUUACAUGUGCUCUACUGGUCACGCCUGGUAAAGUGAUCACCACAAGGUGUUUUCACCAGAUGCAUUUAUGCCUCCUGUAGCCGAUGGGUAAAGAGUAUUCUGCGUUGAAGAGUGUUUUGCGUGAAACGGCCAGUCCUAGUUGCGCUCGCACACGAUUUGGUCGCUAUUCGUGUGGAUACUAAGCGUGUACGCAUGUACACCCGUCUUUCGCCAGGAACGACUUCGUUUUGCUACACGGUACAUUUUUGAGUUAUCUCAGCGAUAUUGUAGCGCUCGGUGCCUGCAUCGGCACAGCGGGGUGGUGUUGCCUUCGAAAGCAGUUGUUUAAAAGGUUCGGGGUCUCGCGACGGAUUCGUAAGGGGGAACGUUCCGGCGAUGAGGCUCAAGCCAAAUGACGAACGAAACAAAGCAGAGCCUCAACAGAACCACCCAGCAAAGAAUACAUCCUAUUCGGUCAUCACAUUCUCAACUCCCUUCAAGCAAAUACUGAGCAAUUGCCAAAACGCAAUAUCCCAUUUAGGUGUCCUAGCGAUUGGGUGACGCACCGUGAGCCUGGCACAGUCCGCGGUUCCAGAAAUCGUUCCGGGAAUCGGGUCGCUAGUCUCCAUCAUUCACUUUUUCUAUUGCCGAUCGUAUUCAGGGAAGGUGUAGCUAGCAAGUAGCAUGCUUCCCCGUUGCCCUCUUGUCGAUUCUGACAUAGGUGUCGUUUGCGCCUUGCAGUAGCCCACGGCGUAUCCUGUCCGAACGAGGACCAUUCCGACGUCGAAAACAGUACCGAGGAGGGGGUCACACGCAAGGGAAACAACCCCCUGAUGAGCAACAAUAAUCCGUCGUCCGAUCGAAACCCUGGCAGUUUGAAUGCAAGCGGCGAGGUCAAGCCGGCCACUAGGAUUGCGAAAGCUCGCAUCGGCUCCGAGGGGCAAGGAGUUUGCUUGCGCGACUGAACAAGGCUCCAGGAAGGCUGAGACCGGUCCUCGCAGUCGUGCCAAGCACGAGAUGAGCGACAAAGCGCCCAGGGCAAACUCAUCCCUUUCAACACCACAGCCGAGGCAAUACUACUGCUGGCGCGUCGAUCAUCACGUGCUGCCUGCAACUGAAGACCCGAACGUGCGCUGUUCGCGAACUUUACAGAACCGAAAGCUGUUGAUGCAAAGGCGAGAGUUUGACGCUAUUUCAACACGCUUGCUAUAUUGCUGGCACCGAGUCGACAAGGUGGAGAGUGAAUGGCACAUGUGAAGGAAAUUCGUUUACUGAUAUGCAUAGGUAGGUGCUCUGCCGACAUGGCGGAUGUCAAGAAAGAGGACUGAGCGUCACCGGUACUACUAUCAUAAUGGAUAGCAGAGCAUUGACACAGUAUCACCCUGUGGGGAGGAGGGUAGAUAAUUGCUUGUGUGGGCCUGGCGGAUGCGUUGUUCCGGGGAAUAAUUCGAGUAGGGAUCGUCUUCAGGUAGGUGUGAUAGUUGAUAGAGGCACAGGGAGGCAAACAGUGAACAACGCGGUUGGAGAGGCAGUAGGUUAUUGCCGACAUGAGCAUGAACAGUGUCGGCUGGCGUCCCGGCAUUCCCUUUGGUGGAGAGGCGAGGUGGUGGGGUCUUGUUAGCCAAGGUUGUUGGGGCAGAGGGACGUUUAUAUUACGGUCCAUGAGCAACUCCACGGCAGGAAGGCCACUGUUCUUGUCGUACGCAAUGCCAUGAAUGUCCCAAGUACCAUUCCUUGUAUCUGUGAACGUGCCAAUGGAGUUUCCGGAUGGUCCCACGCGGUCAUAAGUGAAUGCUCGUG